Messenger RNA from Panicum hallii, 1365 nucleotides. RefSeq lists its product as uncharacterized. The transcript has a single exon. The record is from RefSeq and is a predicted model, not a curated record. The coding region runs from base 1 to 1365 and encodes 454 amino acids. Lineage: Eukaryota; Viridiplantae; Streptophyta; Magnoliopsida; Poales; Poaceae.
AUGUCGUGGUGGAGAAGGCGAGCCCGUCGACGCCAGCAAGUGGAGGACGAGGACACCGUAGACAUCGAGAUGAGUGUGACCAUUAUCCUGUGCACCACCGAAGACGAGCAGCGGCGACGCAGCUCCUUCGUCGGGUGUAGAUUCAUUCCAAGAGAUAGGUUCUCUGGUUACCACCGGCUCAUGGUCGAUUAUUUCGCACAUGUUCCUGUCUUUGCAGAGGACAUCUUCCGUAGAAGGUAUUGUGCAAUCCUGAUUGUCAUAGUCUUCUCCGUUGUACACCUCGUUCAUGGGUUCACUUGUACUUCACCUGCUGUCAGGUUCCGAAUGUGCAAAGCCAUGUUCCUAGACAUCAGCAACGACCUUAAUCAAGAUUUCGAGUACUUCCAAAGGUGGUCAAACCAUGCCGGGGUGCCUGGUUUCGCAAUAAUUCAAAAGGUAACAGCUGCGGUUCGUAUGCUUGCUUACGGUGGUGCUGCAGAUAUGUUUGAUGAGUAUGUUAGAAUGAGGGAGAGCACCAUGAUCGAGUGCUUAAACCAUUUCACUAGAGCAGUGAUAGAGAAGUAUGGAGACACUUACCGUAGACAGCCAAAUGACGAUGACAUUGCUAGGUUAUUGCACAAAGCUGAACAAAGAGGCUUCCCUGGUAUGCUAGGUAGUAUAGAUUGCAUGCAUUGGGAGUGGGAGAAGUGUCCAACUUCAUGGCAUGGACAGUACCGAGGGCACCAUAAGAAACCCACCAUUAUUCUUGAAGCAGUUGCAAGCUAUGAUAGGUGGAUGUGGCAUGCAUUUUUUGGAAUGCCUGGGUCUUGCAAUGAUAUCAAUGUUCUUCAUCGUUCCCCUGUUUUUGAUAGCAUUGCAAGUGGAACUGGCCCUCCUGUGACUUACUUUGUUAAUGGUAAUGAGUACAAUAUGGGUUACUAUUUGGCCGAUGGCAUUUACCCUUCAUGGGCAACUCUGAUUAAUGGUGUACCCAGACCACAAAGCAACAAGCACAAAUACUUCACACAGAAGCAAUCUGAAUAUAGGAAAGAUGUGGAGUGUGCCUUUGGUCGAAUCCAGUCCAUGUGGGGGAUUAUGAAAGGUCCUGCCAGGCUGUGGAACCCUGUUGACCUCAACUGCAUUGUGGAGUGCGUUGUGAUCCUAAACAACAUGGGCAUUCAGUAUGAGGCCAACAUGGAACACAUUUCCAAUGAAGAGUAUCAAAGUUUCAGUGAUGAGGCAACUAUUUCAUUACCUGGUACUCGAAAUAUUUCAGAGAUUGCCAGGUUGAUAGAAGGUCACAAGCUCAUUCAAAGCCGUGCUGCAAACGAAGAGUUGAAAGCUGACCUCAUCGAGCAUGUUUGGAAUUUCAAUGGAUCGACCUAG